This is a messenger RNA of Myripristis murdjan (pinecone soldierfish), 2591 nucleotides long. RefSeq names its product extracellular matrix protein 2, female organ and adipocyte specific (gene ecm2). Gene Ontology annotation, molecular function: collagen V binding; heparin binding; protein binding. Lineage: Eukaryota; Metazoa; Chordata; Actinopteri; Holocentriformes; Holocentridae. Gene Ontology annotation, biological process: extracellular matrix organization; positive regulation of cell-substrate adhesion. The coding region runs from base 175 to 2529 and encodes 784 amino acids. The record is from RefSeq and is a predicted model, not a curated record. The transcript is spliced from 13 exons. Gene Ontology annotation, cellular component: extracellular matrix.
CUUCAGCUGCUGGCAGAGUGGAGGAGAACCGAGGGACCGGGAGGAACCUGGACUCUGAGCUGCGACCUGAUUCCCCUGCGGCUCCAUCAGAGAGGUGAAAAGGCUCAAACCUCCUGAACAAGGCAUUUAUUCUACAGCUCAGUUCUAAAGUCUUGCUUUUUCUCCCAACCAGGGAUGAGGUGGUGGCUGGUGGCGGCCGCCAUGUGGCUGCUGGUGGUCCUGACGGUCCCGGCCACGCAGGCCAAGAGCCGACCCCAUGGCCCGGAUGGAGACGCCCGCCGGGGGAAGAGGAGGAGGUCUGGACAGGGUCAGGGCCAGGCCGGAGGCGAGCGCUCCAGACCUCUGAAGAUCAGACUGGUUCCUGGUCCCAGUGUCCCGGUCAGCCCUGGAGAAAAAGGGAAUGCUGUGUUCCUGGAGUCCUACAAGAACCUGCCGGAGCAGCACUCCAGCUACAACGUCAUCCCAGGUAAGCAGGGCCAGUGUGUGUUCCAGGGUCUGACCAUGUUCGACCAGGCCGUCUGGUCUCCCAAGCCCUGUGUGACCUGUCUCUGUACCGGAGGCCGGGUGGUUUGUGACGAGAUCACCUGUCCCAUAGUGCACUGCCACUUCCCCUUCACGCCCGCCGGGGAGUGCUGCCCCGUCUGCAUGGAGCCAGUCCCUGACCUCAGCCUUGACCUCUCUGGUGACUCCCCAGUUCCCAACGACCCCAGUGACCCCGUGACCCCGCUGACCCAGGAGGAGAUCCAGCGUAUCCUGUGGCGGGAGGAAGAGGAGCACCGCGAGGAGGAGGAGCGCCUGAAGAGGAAGGACGAGGAGAGGAGGAAGAGGAGGAAGAUGAGGAAGGAGCAGGCAGAGAGACAGAGGAAGCUGGUGGAGGAGAGGAGGAGGGAGGAAGAGGAGGCACUGAAGCUGCAGGUAGAGACAGAGGAGAGGGAGUGGAGAAGGCAGAUGGAGGAAGAGCAGGAGAGGAGGAGAAAGGAGGAGGAGGAGAGGAGGAGGCAGGAGGAGGAAGACAGGAGGCAAAGGGAGGCGGCAGAGAGAGAGGCCAGGGAGAUGGAGAGGAAGCUGGAGGAGGAAAGGAGAAGGCAGGAGGAGAUACUGAGGGAGAAGCUGAUGGCUCUAGAUGAGGAGGAGGAGGAGGAGGUGCAGGAGGAGGAAGAGGAGGUGUGGUUGAGAGGAGAUGUAUUUCAGAUGCCCCCUAAAGAACCUGAGGAACCCGACCUCCCUGUUCCCAUACCGAGACCUCCUGCUGCCACUGAGGACCAGCUGGAGGAGCUGGAGGCGGAGACGGAGGCGGAGACGGAGGCCGAGGAGGAGGUGGAGAUGGAGGAGGGAGAGGAGGAGAAGGAGGUGCUGGUGGCCAGCAGAGCAGGUCUCCCUCCAGGCUGUGACAUCUCUGAUGUCACUGUGACGUGUGACAACGCCAAACUCAACCACUUCCCUCCUCUGGCCAUCCCCGAGCUCAAGUCCCUGAGUCUGGAGGGUAACAACAUCGACAGCAUCCCAGAGGAAGCCUUCAAUGGGAUCCCCAACCUGGAGUGGAUCAACCUGGGAAAGAACAAGCUCACCUCCGCCGGCAUCGCUGCUAAAGCCUUCAGUGGUCUGAAGCUGCUGAGGCGUCUCUACAUGGACGGGAACCUUCUGGAGGCCGUGCCCUCCGACCUCCCCCCCACCCUGCAGGAGCUGAAGAUCAAUGAGAACAGACUGAGAGGCAUCGAUGGAAACAGCUUCCAAGAUCUGAGCAGCCUGGUGAUCCUGGAGUUGGAAGGAAACCUUCUGAGCGAGGGGAACGUGGACCCUCUGGCCUUCGCCCCCCUCAUCCAGCUCUCCUACCUCAGACUAGGCAGGAACCACUUCCGCACGGUGCCGCAGGGCCUUCCCAGGACACUGCUGGAGCUGUAUCUGGAGAACAACAGGAUCGAGGAAAUCUCAGAGGCUGUUUUCAAUCAGACCAGCAGUCUGAAUGUGAUUUCUCUGAGACACAACAGGCUGGACGAGACCAGGAUCGCCCCGCUGGCCUGGAUCAACCACAGGAACUUGGAGUCCAUUGACCUGUCACAUAACGAUCUCUACCUGGUUCCCUCCUACCUGCCCAGGUCGCUGGUCCACCUGGUGCUGGUGGGCAACAACAUCGAGAGGAUACCGGGUUAUGUCUUCGCCCACAUGGACCCGGGGCUGGAGUACCUGUACCUGUCCUACAACAAGCUGGACGGGGAGGGAAUCGAGCCCGAGUCAUUCUUCGGCUCGUACCAGUCCAUGGUGGAGUUGUGUCUGGACCACAACCAGCUGGUCACCGUGCCCUCGGGCAUCAACGAGAUGAACAACCUGCACUUCCUGAGACUCAACAACAACCGCAUCAGGAGCAUCCCUGACGAAAGCAUCUGCGACGCAAACCACAGCGGCGACUCCACGCUGGUGGCGCUGAGGCUGGAGAACAACUACAUCGACCCUCAGAAGGUGUCGCCGGCAGCCUUCUCCUGCGUACGCUCGUCCUCCAGCGUGGUCUUAAAACCCCAGAAAAACAAGUGACCCAAGAGUCCAACAGGAGGAAAAGUCAAAUACCAAAGACAGUUUUUUAAAACUACAAAACA